CUACGUAUUCAUUCGUGCUCUAGAAGCCAGUCGAGAGUCGCAUUUCAUGCGGAUCUCUUUCAAGCUGACAGGACAGGAGAACAUCACGACGCUCAAACCAUUUGACGCACGUGAUUACUAUAAAAAUGUUUUGCAACACACAAAUAAAAUCUCAGACUGAAACAAUAUCCAUAGAGAAUAACAAAGGCAAAAGAUUACAUAGUGAUGAAGAAACUAAAGAUCAAAAAUCUUUAUCUGGACUUACUCAUGAGUGUGGUGUUUUUGGAUGCAUUGCUGCUGGCGAUUGGCCGUCUCAAAUUGAUGUUGGUCAAGUUAUCUGUUUAGGUUUAGUUGCCCUACAACAUAGGGGCCAAGAGAGUGCUGGAAUUGUUACUAGUGAAGGUGUUUGCUCAAAAUCCUUUCAUGUUCACAAGGGUAUGGGAAUGAUUAACAACAUUUUUAACGACGAAAAUAUGAAGAAACUUAGUGGAAAUCUUGGCAUUGGUCAUACUAGAUACAGCACAAGUGCAGCAAGCGAAGAAGUUAAUUGUCAACCAUUUGUGGUUCACACUGCACACGGAGCAUUAGCUGUUGCUCAUAAUGGAGAAUUAGUUAAUACAGAAUCUUUAAGGAAGAUGGUGUUAGGUCGUGGAGUUGGCUUGUCAACUUAUUCAGAUUCUGAAUUAAUUACGCAAGCUCUUUGUUUAAAUCCUCCCGAAGGUGAAGUUAAUGGUCCAGAUUGGCCAGCACGUAUCAAACAUCUCAUGCAAUUAGCACCAUUAUCAUAUUCUUUAGUAAUCAUGCAAAGAGACAAAAUAUAUGGCGUUAGAGAUCCCUAUGGAAAUCGUCCAUUGUGUCUUGGAAAAAUUGUACCGAUUGGAAAUUUGGCUGGAAAUGAAUCAGAUGACGACGAUGACGAACCUGAAGGUUGGGUUAUUUCCUCUGAAUCGUGUGGAUUCUUAAGUAUUGGAGCACGUUAUGUGCGUGAAGUAUUUCCUGGUGAAAUUGUGGAGCUCACACGUGAAGGAAUUAAAACUAUAGACAUUGUCGAUAGACCAGACAAGAAGCCACAGGCCUUUUGUAUAUUUGAAUAUGUUUACUUUGCACGUAGCGACAGUAUUUUCGAAGGACAAAUGGUAUACUCCGUUCGCAUGCAAUGUGGACGAGAACUUGCUUUAGAAUCUCCAAUAGAGGCAGAUAUAGUCAGUUCUGUACCUGAAUCAGGAACUGCAGCUGCUCAUGGCUAUGCCAGACAGUCUCAAAUACCUUUCGCGGAAGUAUUAUGUAAAAAUAGAUACGUUGGUAGGACGUUUAUUCAACCUAGUACACGACUUAGGCAACUUGGUGUAGCAAAGAAAUUUGGAGCUUUAUCAGAAAAUGUAAAAGGAAAAAAGUUGAUUCUUAUUGACGAUUCAAUCGUUAGAGGAAAUACUAUUGGACCUAUUAUUAAGUUACUCAGAGAUGCUGGAGCGAAAGAAGUUCACAUUAAAAUAGCUUCACCUCCAUUAAAGUAUCCAUGUUAUAUGGGAAUUAAUAUACCAACAAGGGAAGAAUUAAUUGCAAAUAAAUUAGAUAACAUAAAACUAGCGAAACAUGUCGGAGCUGAUAGUUUAACAUACCUUUCAGUAGACGGACUUGUAAAAGCUGUUAGAUUUGGUAUGGAUAAUCGAGAAAGCAGUUACAUUGGUCACUGUACCGCUUGUCUAACUGGUGAUUAUCCUGAUGAGCUUCCCGGUGAUUUGAAUUGGUGAAAAAAUGAAACCGUAUAUACACAUCUACAGACAAUGAAUUACACAUUAUUAAACUGUGUAUUAUGUAUGCUGUUUAUUUUCAUAUUAACAAAUUUAAACAGCCCACAUAACUAAUAAUCAGUCACUACUUUACAAUUUCUUAAAAUAAUUCAGUAUUUUUAAAUUAAUUUAUAUAAGGUAUACAUAAUAAUAACAAAAGCCUUAAAAUAUUGAGAUUUUUUAAUCAUGGUAA
Messenger RNA from Megalopta genalis, 1962 nucleotides. Its product is annotated as amidophosphoribosyltransferase. NCBI's taxonomy places the organism in Eukaryota, Metazoa, Arthropoda, Insecta, Hymenoptera, Halictidae. Gene Ontology annotation, biological process: purine nucleobase biosynthetic process. Gene Ontology annotation, molecular function: amidophosphoribosyltransferase activity. The record is from RefSeq and is a predicted model, not a curated record.